Molecule: messenger RNA, 1068 nt
Organism: Sinocyclocheilus anshuiensis
Lineage: Eukaryota; Metazoa; Chordata; Actinopteri; Cypriniformes; Cyprinidae
Product: cell division cycle-associated 7-like protein
Exons: 7
Coding region: 123-827 (234 amino acids)
Biological process (GO): regulation of DNA-templated transcription
Cellular component (GO): nucleus
Source: RefSeq, a predicted model, not a curated record
CGCACACAAGCACCCCUCCGUUUCCACACAGUCUCCCGUCCGCUCGUGUUGUUUUUUAAACCUUUCAUUCAUUAAAGAGUCCCACACACUGAUAAGCACGAGACACCACUUUAAUUAUUAAAAUGAUCAAAACCCGCAGAGCGUCUUUGAAGGCAAAACAGCUGGACGUAACAGAUCUGUCAGAGGACAGCAGAGACCGCAUCCAAAUAAAGGGAUCCUGGAAGCCUGAUGUUUGCUUCAGGUCCAAAAACAUCAGAGAUGAGCUGGCGCAGGCUUUCAUGGACACAGAGAGCGAGGGCGAGUUCGAGGGUUUCUCUGCGGACGAGGCUGACUGGAGAAAACCGGUGUCUGACGUGGGUUUGGUUUUGCUGCAGGUGAAGGAGGGUCUGGGAGACGCUCGGCCCAAGCAGAGGAAGCGUCGCUCGCGGGAGUCCAUACGAAUGCCGGAGGACAUCACCGAAGAAGAGCUGCAGAACAUCGCCGACCGCGCUAAAGACAAAAUCCUGGAUAAAGAGAACGGCAGCACGUGUCACCAGUGCCGGCAGAAGACCCUCGACACCAAGACUGAGUGCAGGGGCCUGUACUGCGGUGGGGUCAAGGGUCAGUUCUGCGGCCCCUGUUUACGCAACCGCUACGGAGAAGACGUCCGCGCCGCGCUGCUGGAUCCUGCGUGGGAGUGUCCCAUCUGUCGAGGAGUGUGUAACUGCAGUCUGUGCCGCAAGCGGGAUGGACGCUGUGCCACCGGCGCUCUCACCAGACUCGCCAAAUUCUACGGACAUGACAACGUCCGGGACUAUCUGGAGAGUCUGCAGAAGGACGUGGAGUGAAGACGAUCAUCCGUGUGACACAGACGCAUCUGAUGGGAAUCAAACUGAUCCUCAUGUUUCACUCCUGACACUUUUAGAGUUGAGCAUGAAAACACUGAGAGUUUAAGGCAGUGUUCAGCACUGAUAUGCAAAUCAGUUGUUUCUUUUAUACUUCAUGAUGUUACACUGUGUUUUACUGAUUUUAUUUUUGUUUUAAUGAAUCAUACUGUUCUCUUGCUAAUUAAAGGCCGAGAUAUCAUGA